UGAGUGAUGUGGUAUUUGAGAAGUCUUUGAACAGUUUGCUAUCUGCGGUCACUUCUUAUGCAGCAGAGCGAAAGAGAGAAAGAGGGAAGCAUUGAAGCUACUCUCUCUUUCAGCUUCGGAUAACCAUCGCUUUGUAUGCUGUAAAUGAUUCAUAUAUUUUUUUCGCAACCGAUCAUCUAUUUCGGUCCAAGUUUGGAGGGUGCAGAAACCACAUUGCGGAUGCAUCGAUUGCAAUCGAGAGGAUCCCUAUUCCCCAAACGGUUUGAAGGAUGAAACUACGUGCUGUGAAUUCAGAGUAAGACCUCAACUAAUUGUGGCUCGUUAUUUUUGGACCUAUCUGUAUGAUUGACUAUCCUACAAACCUGAAAUGGGACAAUAUAUAAUCGAAUAUAUAAUUUGACAAUACUUUUGUCUGCUUGUUCGGGGCACUGAUUCCGAGACUAAAAAGGAUACCCGUGCCUAUAUAUAAGUUUUAAACUAACACCGCGUCAAUUAGACGACAUCCCUUCACAGUUUCCCUAUUUGCAUGCUGUAGGGUAUUUUCCCCCACAUGGAAUCAUGGCUUCGAUGUAUCAGAGGUUCACGGGCAAGAUCAACACCAAUAGAUCUUUCCCCAACCCACCUGAAGCUAGCCACCUACUCGGCGGGCAAACAGUUGAAGACGAGAAUACCGUGAAGAUCCCGCGCCCCUGUCAAGACGUACGGCCCCGUUUCCAAUGCCAACAACAGGGGAGCGCAUGUGGGGACGAAGAAGAGGAUGAGCUGGUGGGGAGUAACCCUCCUCAGAGGAACUGGAAGGGAAUUGCGAUUGCCCUGUUGGUCAUUCUGGUCAUCUGCUCCCUGAUCGUCACCUCAGUCAUCCUGCUGACACCAGGCGAGGAUGACAGCUUGGCCCUCAAGGGGAAACUGACCGUGGGGGACAUCUUCAGGAAGAACUUCAAGGUUCACGACCCUGAGGCCAAGUGGAUCAACAGUAAUGAGCUACUCUAUCGCACACGUGAGGGGGAUGUUGUCAGGUUCAACAUGGAGACAUACGAGAGGACGGUAUUGGUGCACAACAAAAAGUUUGAAAUGUACAAAGCCAGCAAGUAUGAAGUGUCUCCUGACAUGAAGCAUGUGCUACUCGCCUACAACAUGGCACCAGUGUACCAGCACUCGUUCACUGCCUUCUACAUCAUCUGCAGCCUGGAGACUCCGGAGACAUGGAACCUGAACCCUCCAGAGGUGCGGAACGCCCAACUGCAGUACGCAGGCUGGGGACCCACGGGCCAGCAGCUGAUUUUCAUUUUUGAGAAUAACAUCUACUACCGUUCGACGGUGGAGAGCCGAUCGAUCCGCCUAGUCUCCACCGGCAAGGAGGGAGUCAUCUUCAAUGGGCUCAGCGAUUGGCUGUAUGAAGAGGAGAUCUUCCAGACCCAUAUUGCACACUGGUGGUCUCUGGACGGUGCCCGGCUGGCAUAUGCCACCAUCAACGACACCAUGGUGCCCAAGAUGGAGAUCCCCAUGUUCACAGGAACUACUUACCCUACUGGGAGGGAGUACCACUACCCUAAGGCUGGGGAGGAGAACCCAGUCAUCUCUCUGUAUGUGGUCAACCUGAAUGGGCCCCUGCACACCAUGGAGAUGAGGAGGCCUGAGGACCAGAGGAUGGGAGAGUACUAUGUCACCAUGGUGAAAUGGGCGACUACCACCAAACUGGCAGUGAACUGGUUAAACAGAGCCCAGAACAUAUCCAUGCUGACUCUGUGUCAGGCCACCACUGGCGUCUGCACCAAGAAACACGAGGACGAGAGCGAAAGUUGGCUACACAGGCAGAAUGAGGAGCCGCUGUUCUCCAAAGAUGGUCUGAAGUUGUUCUUCACCAGAGCCAUCCCACAGGGAGGCAGGGGCAAGUUCUUCCACAUCUCCAUGUCCAUCACACAGCCCAACACCAGCACAGACACGCUGCAGUCAAUCACGUCUGGAGACUGGGAUGUCACCCAGGUGCUAGCCUACAACGAGGACAGCCAGCUAAUAUACUUUUUGAGUACUGAGGAUGAUCCGAAGCGAAGGCACCUCUACAGUGCGGACACGGUGGGCCCCUUCAACAGACGCUGUCUCUCCUGUGACUUCUACGAAAGCUGUGGCUACGUCACAGGCUCCUUCAGCCACAACAUGAGCCUCUUCCUCCUCAGCUGCAAAGGCCCUGAUGUGCCGUUUGUAGCCGUGUACAGCACACAGGACAGACAGAAGGUGUUUGACCUGGAGACCAAUGAGAAUCUGAGGAUUAGGCUGGACUCCAUGCAGAUGCCCCACGUGGAAUACAAGGAGAUCACCAUGGAGGAUUACACACUAACGAUGCAGAUCCUCAAACCUGCCAGCUUUGUGGACUCAUCUCACUAUCCUCUGCUCCUCCUCGUUGACAGCACCCCCGGUGGUCAGAUGGUAUCAGAGCUGUUCCAAAUGGACUGGGCCACGGUGUUGGUGAGCAGCUUCGGGGCCAUGGUGGUACGCUUCGACGGGCGGGGCAGCGGCUUCCAGGGGACCAACCUGCUGCACCGCGUCCAGAGGAAGCUGGGCGUGUUCGAGGAGAGGGACCAGCUGGAGGCCCUCAGUAUAAUAUCUAAAGAGCCCUACGUUGACAAGACCAGGAUUGGAGCUUUCGGCAAAGUUUAUGGAGGCUAUGUGACCAGCCUGUUACUCAGCGCCGAGGAUUCCCCGGUGAAAUGUGGUGUAGCCCUCUCACCCAUCACAGACUUUGACCUAUAUGCAUCAGCUUUUUCAGAGAGAUACCUGGGAAUGCCCAAGCCUGACCCAAGAGCAUAUGCGAUGGCAAAUCUAGCACACAGGGCAUCACAGUUCCUAGACAAGAAGUUUCUGAUUGUUCAUCCAACAGCAGAUGAAAAAGUACAUUUCCAGCACACAGCUAAAUUCAUCUCCCAGCUGAUCAAUGAAAAAGCAAACUACACUCUACAGAUCUACCCAGACGAGGGCCAUUUCAUCCACAGCGAGGCCACGCAGCAGCACCUCAGCCAGUCGCUGGUCAACUUCUUUGAGGAGUGUUUCCGGCUACCGGACAAGGUGUUCGAGGAGAGACAGGAGGAGGAGAUUGAGGAAGAGGGUUAGCCCAGACAAAACCAACACCCCAAAACAGAGCUCCAGUCUACGCCUAAGCACAAUUCCAGCCCCCAUACUUGGUUUCACAAUCCACAUAAUAUGCAACCUUCUCUUGGUUUCAACCCUCUUUAGUUAUUUUUUUAUUUAUUUUCACCUUCUGUGUUCCCCCUGCUUUUCCACAUGAUCAACCCUGAGACUGCCGCAUUGCAGAUCAACCCUGAGACUGCCGCAUUGCAGAUCAACCCUGAGACUGCCGCGUUGCAGAUCAACCCUGAGACUGCCGCGUUGCAGAUCAACCCUGAGACUGCCGCGUUGCAGAUCAACCCUGAGACUGCCGCGUUGCAGAUCAACCCUGAGACUGCCGCGUUGCAGAUCAACCCUGAGACUGCCGCGUUGCAGAUCAACCCUGAGACUGCCGCGUUGCAGAUCAACCCUGAGACUGCCGCGUUGCAGACACUUGCUUAUCUCCUCAUCCUCAGUUUUUCUCCUCCUCUCCCUCACCUUUUGAUUCAGCACGACUCCACAAGAGACUAUCGGCAGCCAUUUUUUUGACAUCGACACAAUGAAUACAUUACGAUGAAGGACCACUAGCUGAUGUCAUAUCUGGAACGUGUUGAAAAGGUGUCAGGAAUAGGCAUUCUCUGGUCAUUUUAUGUUUAAAAGGACAAGCUCCUUGGAUUCCAAACAACUGGUGGGAGGGAAGGAACAUCAAAAUCCACACACAAACAUUACCAGUCAGUGAGGAGGGAAGACUUUAUAGCACAAACUUUACCAGUCAGUGAGGAGGGGAGACUUAAUAACACAAACUUGCGGUCGAAGAUACAGACUCCACAUGGCAUCUGAUGGGUCAAACUGGAUCCAGCCCAGUGUCUGGGGUGUGGGUGUCUGUGGAGAAGGGAAUGCUCCUAUUUUGAAAAUCGUGAAGAGACCUUUUCAUGUCGGACUGUGCUUGUGUCUGUUGUCCCUUUGUCAAGUAGCACAUUAAACAUUCCUUUCUUUGGACAUCGAUACUUUGUUUUUUCAGUGUUCAAGUUCAUCUUGGAAUCUUCUUGUAGCCUCAAGUAUGUAUUUAAAUGGUGUAGUCUUCAUUUUUCCAUGUCAUAAAAAGGAUGUGAACCGAAUCAGGUUUGUUCUUGAUUCACUUUGUCUUGGUUUUGUUGCAAAUUGUUCUCCUCCAGUCAUUUGAAAUUGUAAGCAUAAUAUAUUUUAGUCACUGUGCCUUACUUUGGGAGCAAGCGGUCCUUUUUAUGGACUCCUUUUGUGAAAACAAAAUACAACAUGGAUCAUUGUAAAGAAAUGUUCUGUUGACCAUGGCACCAACUACUGAUGGUUAAACCUUAAAACUCUGAACUUUGAACACUUUGUAAUGUUGUCAUAGAGUACGUAUGGAAUUAUGUCAAGUAAGAAAUGGUCUUCUCUAGUUCCAAAUAUAACCAAUUUCCAAAAUGGUUGUAAACAGUAGUAGUUGCAUGUAUCCUUACAUUAUUUUACAGAUGUUGAAAUGGUAAUGAAAUUGUUUGUCUGGCAAACGACCACAUAAAAUGGUUAUGUUUUAGUAAAUGUUGUGGCAUUCCAACCCCUCUCAGUAUUACAAUUCAAACCCAUGGGUGGGUUUGAGGUGCCACUUUAAAAUUGGUGGUGUUGUAUGGCCAAAAGUAGUAGUAGUAGUACAUUUGUGUAUAUAAGGUCAUUAAUAGCUUAGAAUCAUUAUCACAAUCUUUACACUAUGAAAUACAAAGGAAUUCUACAAAUUUGAAUUCUUGAGGCACGAGUCUGCAUUUUUAAUUUGUCAUUUUAUCUGAAUGCUCAUUCCUGUUACUUUGUCAAUGCAUGUUAUCAAGUUAUUUGCAACUCAAUGCGAUCUUCAAUAGCUCCAUUUCAAAAUAGUAUUUUUGACAUCUUGAAUGUUCCAUACUGGCAUUACAUUUACAGUAGUAUCGUGAUUGAGAUCCCAGUCUCGUCAGCUUGAUGUGUAAAUGUUACUCAAAUGUCAUUUUAGUCUCUUAAUAUCUGAGUGUUAUUUGUGCAUAAAUGCAUUUUGAAAGUUA
This is a messenger RNA of Oncorhynchus gorbuscha (pink salmon), 5144 nucleotides long. Its product is annotated as dipeptidyl aminopeptidase-like protein 6. Bases 559 to 3105 code for a protein of 848 amino acids. Gene Ontology annotation, biological process: proteolysis. The transcript is spliced from 26 exons. The record is from RefSeq and is a predicted model, not a curated record. NCBI's taxonomy places the organism in Eukaryota, Metazoa, Chordata, Actinopteri, Salmoniformes, Salmonidae. Gene Ontology annotation, molecular function: dipeptidyl-peptidase activity; serine-type peptidase activity.